Molecule: messenger RNA, 498 nt
Organism: Anisakis simplex (herring worm)
Lineage: Eukaryota; Metazoa; Nematoda; Chromadorea; Rhabditida; Anisakidae
Source: the annotation of a GenBank genome assembly
AUUUUAAUCUGUAUCUAUCUGGUACAUGUGGUAAUUUGGUGGGCGGUAAUCUUGAGAAUGUUCACUGGACAAUGUUUUGGUUUCAGGAACAAGCCCGAUUCGGUGGAUGUGCGAUUUGCGGAUUUUGACGGCGUUGUUUAUCACAUAUCGAAUUUGGAUGCGGAUCGAUAUAAAAUUAUGGUUAGCGAUUCGUUUGUUACAUUUAUAAUCUACAAGAGCACGGCGCUGAUGACAUUGCAGUUGCUGAAACGAGAAUAUGCAAAUUAUCUGAUGUCUCAGCCAGAGCCAGGCUAUAACGUGUCGAUAUUAUACGAUCUGAACGCCCUGCCCGAAGACAUUGAUCAUAUAAUCUGGCAAGCAUCGCAUCUGAAACGCAAUUGUUUUGCGUCCGUGUUCGAGAAGUAUUUCGAUUUCCAAGCGAAUGGUCAAGAGGGGCAAAAACGGGCGGUUAUUCAUUACCGGGAUGAUGAAACGCUGUUGGUUGCAGAUCUGUUUUGA